AUGGACAGCACAGUGUUGGAGCUGAGGCAGGUUGUCGCGGUAACCGGAGACGGGACAAACGACGGGCCGGCACUGAAGAAGGCCGACGUGGGCUUUGCCAUGGACUUCAGCUGGUGGCUGUUAAACCAUGCCUCUUCUCUCUGCAGGGUGGCUGUCAUAGUGGCCUUCACUGGGGCCUGCAUCACACAGGAACGUGCAUCACACAGGUACAGCAUCUCCAAGUUCCUCCAGUUCCAGCUGACUGUCAACGUGGUGGCUGUCAUAGUGGCCUUCACUGGGGCCUGCAUCACACAGGACUCUCCUCUGAAAGCAGUCCAGAUGUUAUGGGUUAACCUCAUCAUGGAUACCUUCGCCUCUCUUGCCCUAGCAACAGAACCACCCACAGAGUCCCUGUUGCUACGUAAACCCUACGGCCGCAACAACCCUCUCAUCUCCUUGACGAUGUUGAAGAACAUCCUGGGCCACGGGGUCUACCAGCUCAUCAUUAUCUUUAGUCUCCUGUUUAUAGGAGAGCGUAUCUUCAACAUAGACAGUGGUCGUAAAGCUCCUCUCCACUCCCCUCCGUCAGAACACUACACCAUCAUUUUCAACACCUUCGUCCUCAUGCAGCUCUUUAAUGAGAUCAACGCCAGGAAGAUCCACGGAGAGAGGAACGUCUUCGACGGAAUCUUCUCUAACCCAAUCUUCUGUUCCAUAGUGUUCGGAACCUUAGUUAUCCAGGUGGUGAUCGUCCAGUGGGGAGGCAAGCCGUUCAGCUGUGCUCCUCUCAGCGUGGAACAGUGGCUCUGGUGUCUGUUCGUUGGAGUGGGAGAACUACUCUGGGGACAGGUGAUCGCCACGGUUCCCAGCGACCAAUUACCAUGUCUGAAGGAGGCGGGGGCAGCGAUGGCGGCGGUGGAGGAAGAGGAAGAGAUGGACGAAGGAGACGAAGAGGGAGAGAUUGACUGUGCUGAGAGAGAGCUACGACGAGGACAGAUACUGUGGUGUAGAGGACUAAACCGCAUACAGACACAGUUUGAGGCCACGGAAGGAGAGUUGUAUGGCAUUGAAGCCCGUCUGGAGGUUUGUGAACACAGUGUCCAAAGAAGGGCCAGAAGUAUACAGAAUGGUGUCGUCUGCGUAGAGGUGGAUGAAAGUAUCAUCAGCAGCAAGAGCGACAUCAUUGAUGUAUACAGAGAAGAGAGUCGGCCCGAGUAUUGA
Oncorhynchus nerka (sockeye salmon) is the source of this 1200-nucleotide messenger RNA. Its product is annotated as plasma membrane calcium-transporting ATPase 3-like. NCBI's taxonomy places the organism in Eukaryota, Metazoa, Chordata, Actinopteri, Salmoniformes, Salmonidae. Gene Ontology annotation, molecular function: P-type calcium transporter activity; PDZ domain binding. Gene Ontology annotation, cellular component: plasma membrane; intracellular membrane-bounded organelle. Bases 1 to 1200 code for a protein of 399 amino acids. The record is from RefSeq and is a predicted model, not a curated record. Gene Ontology annotation, biological process: regulation of cytosolic calcium ion concentration. The transcript has 8 exons.